This is a messenger RNA of Ornithodoros turicata, 9334 nucleotides long. Its product is annotated as caspase-6-like. The record is from RefSeq and is a predicted model, not a curated record. Gene Ontology annotation, molecular function: aspartic-type endopeptidase activity; cysteine-type endopeptidase activity. The coding region runs from base 6675 to 8342 and encodes 555 amino acids. Gene Ontology annotation, biological process: proteolysis. NCBI's taxonomy places the organism in Eukaryota, Metazoa, Arthropoda, Arachnida, Ixodida, Argasidae. The transcript is spliced from 5 exons.
GGCAGGUAAGGCAUUUUAAGCACAGACCUACACUCUAUAUGCCUUUGCCCACGUCUCGAUAACGGCGGCUGGGCGUCGCCUUUGCGGCACAGAAAUAUGUCUCACAGAUUGGAACAAAUUGAAAAAUGGUAAUAUUGGUCAGUUGGUGAGCAGAGCAUGGUGAAACAAUCCUGGGCUUGGGCAACACAAGUCAGAGGAAAAUAUACAACGAGCAGAGCAUCACCGUAUAGUACGCUCAGGACCAAUCACUACGUACGCCAUUAAUGACAAGACCAGAGGGAAGUAUGUCGUCAUAAACAUCACGGCGUGCCAAGUUGAAAGCAGUGACAGUAAAGAUCAACGUAACUCGGAACAGACACAAGAAGAACUAGAAGAAGAAAUGUCUCACUACUGGGACUACAGUAUUGACCUGCCCGCACACUUCUUGGUUAGCUUCGCCGUUCCCCCUGGGUUCCUGGCUUGGCGUCGUCAGUUGAGCGAUGGCGAAAGCUCAUUUUACAUUAACGCAUUGGUAAAAGUUUUUGACGAUAACAAAGAUAAAGACGUCGACAUCAAGAAGUUGCUUACCAAGGUUGCAUCAGAGGUAGCCGCGAAAGCAAUGACGCCAAGUGGGCAAGACAGUGCCGUGAAGCAGAUGCCCUGCUUCGUGUCCGCUCUCACUAAGAGCCUGCAUCUCUGUGACAAGAAAUGACUCCUGACCAGAAAUACGACGGCCAAUUUUAAUUCCGCUUGUUCCGCGAUCCAUUGUUCGCUCAGCAACAAUGUUACUGCAAUAAACCAGUGUAUUCCAUUGUCCGUUGUCAUAAAUAGCAGUAUAUAUUCGGAGCACCUUUCUUCUGUAUUUCCGGGAGUUCCAAGCCUUAAUCCCGCUGGAAUUCAGAGCCCCACAAGUCCAAUACCCAGCCACAGCCCAUGUUAACACAAACGCAAUAGUCCAGCAACUCGAGUGCAACGAGUCUUUAUUCCGGAGGUGAGUGCUGUUUCAGCAGGCCCAGCUAUUUCGGAAUUCUGCGAGUGUGUACCUCGCGCUUCGCUGCACUACAAAGCAAGAUGACGGAACUGCGACUCUGCGGAACAGCUGACAGCAAUGUAUCACGCACAUCGCUUGUGGAAGCUUCAUUAAAACCGUCUUCCCCGUCUACAGUUCCGUACAGAGGAACAUAACCUAAUACAGGAAGGGAUUUGCCUCAGGACGAGAGCGGCCGAUAUUUCGAACACAGACUGUAAAGUGUAAAAUUUAAAGGGUUAUUGGUAUGACGUACUAAAUGUUUAAAGAACCUUUAACAGAUCAUACCUACCCCUUUAGAUACCAUGCCAAUGAAGAGGACGUGGUGUCCAGAAGAAGAACAGUCUGUGUUCGAUAUAUGGGCGGCUCUCGUCCUGAGGCAAUUCCCUUCAUACUUCCCUACCGGUUCGCUGGAUUUUCUGCCCGCCUACUAUAACCUACUACAGAACGCAUGCUACUGAAAGCGUAGUGCUAACUACGGGUAUAUUAGUGGACUUAACUAAAGCAUUCGAUUGAAUCAAUACUGACCUAAUUCUUCAGAAACUAUAUAAACAUGGGAUACGGAUUCACCAGAGGCUACUUAUCAGAUAUAAGUAUGUCCCCAUCUCACAGACCCACUCAAAAAUUAGCAACAUUCAACAGAGAGUGUCUCAGAGUUCCGUACUGGGUCCUUUCCACUUUCUAGUUUUCAUAAAUGAUCUUCCACGACACCUCACAUUAAAAAUAGUUCUGUAUGCAAACGAAACCACGUUAUUCGUCGAAUCUGUCAAUAUGGUAUACAAUAAAACAAAUAGUUCUAUGCUCGUGUUAUCAUAUCGGCUAGUCAUGAAUUAACUAAUCGCUAACUGCAGUAGGACAACGUUUAUUUUAUAUCAUCCAAAGAAUAAAUGCCCACCUACCCAAGUAGCACAGCCGACUGGGGUUGUGGCGAACCGUUGACAACGACAAGGAUGGACACGCUCGUGGAGCACCCGCUCCUCAGUUCUGCCGGCGCCGCCCUAGCGUGACGGCACGACCAUCGGCCCGCUGGGACAUUCCAUCAUUGCCGGUCGGGACUCGUGUCGAGGAAGACCAUCGUCCUCUACAUUUGGUGACCCGAACAAAGAACACCACGUUCGAUGUAAUUCAGCCCUUUUACCGUUCCAAAUUUGGCAACCUUCGUCAAGUCCAGCAUCGAUGGUACUCUGCUGCGCAGCCUGGAAGCCCCUCUGCCUUUACCUGUCCGACCGCUACAACGGAUCUGAUACGGCAGCCGAUCGGGCCUGAUGCUCACCGGCCCACGGGUCUCACCGGCCCAGAUGCACUGCGACUUGACUCCUUCGAACCGGCCUGGCCUCGACCUGAUGACGUUUCCAACGGCUUCCUCUACUCGGCGAGACCACCGCAGUGCUAAUGACGCUACAUUGCGAAGCCCAUCGUUCCGACACACAUGCGCUUCACAGCUACAUCCACCUUCACUCCUGCCCGAUGUUCACCGCACCCCCGCGCUCUUUCACUGUCGGCCGCGACACUCAAGGCUCGCGCUCACCUGCCGGUCGUGCAGUCGCGGCACCUACGCCACGGCACGUUUCAGCCGGCGUCUCGGCGUCUCACCACAGCUCGCACAGCCUCACUCCUGCACUCACCUCUCCUGGGACACUCAGAGAUACGGCUCCCGUGCCGGUCGCGGCACCCCAGGACCGCGAUUUCGUCAGCGCCUCACACUCUCUUCUCCGCUCUUAUCGGGCUAACGGAUCGUCGUUCCUGUUGCUUGCCAGCUGUGAUGCUUCGCCAACGUGUGCCGUGCCAUGAACUUCCUCCGCCGUGCAUGUUCAUCCACGGCCAGUUUCGCUCAGUUUCUCAUUUGCAUGCGCUCAUUAAUAAAAUAUACAUCCUGACUUUUUCACUUUACUUGGCCGGGCUUUGAUACCUGUGACGUAGCAAUGGUCACUCUGAGAUAGUGUCAAACCAGUAAAAAAUAGCUUCGACUUUUAGUGAUUUUUUUUUGAGUAAGUAACUGCUUUCGGUUUACAAAUUUCUUGCGCGGAACAGUGCAGGAAUGCGCUGUUUCGCUCAACUAUCCUGCGCUCAAAUUCGUGUUCAUGCGCUUGCAUUGGUGGCGGAGGAGCCGCAAGGUAAGGAAGAGCUGCGAGCGAGGGUUUGAUAUGGCUUCUGGUUUCUACUAAACUCGUAAACAGGAUUGCGGUCGUGUCGUUGGAUGAGGCAAACGGUACGCCUUUAUCGCCAUAAUGAGGAGCACUUGCCAAUGGCGAUAAAGCAAUUUGUGGUUUUAUAAAAAAAAAUCCCUACCUAUCCAUCCUUCUGGAGAUAUUACACUGUAAUGUAAAGAUCACGGAUUGCGCAUUUCGCUAUAAAAGAUAUCAUCCAAUGGCAAUGCUACCCACUAGAGCACUAGAAAAACAAGUUUCAGAGUACCGGCAGCCUUUUCACUCGCCGCCGCGAUGGUUUGACCGCAUCUACCCAUGUGACCGUAAUCCACCAUAUCCCUUCCAUUCAUUUAUUCAUUUGGUUAUCCCUUGUACAUGUAAUGAGGCCAUAGAUCACUGGCCCUGUUGAUAUUGCAGUCUGACGUCUGCGUUUGUAAAUCAAAUUAUUGUAUAACUGAUAUUAUAUUGUCCCUACCUAGGAAAAUGUUUUUGGUUUCGUAGUUGUCUAUGUCCGUAUACCUGCACGCAGAGUACUUUACGUACCGUCCAGGAUCAUUCGCACAGGUAAUCUCACUCGAGUUUCCAUAAAAUUUCAUUUGUCGCAGAGCGUCAGCACCAGGGGCCCAAUUGGCGUGGAAGGGAAAUGGCGGCGUUGCCAGGUUACGUGAGGCGAAGCCAAGUCAAGAAGUGGUUGGCGGUACUCGGAAACUUGUUUUUCUAGUGCUCUGCUACCCACGUUACUUCCCCCGUGCUAGUUUCGCUAGGAGUCGACUCUCGAGAACCUCUAUGUUCCUCGUCUUUUAGACUCGGAGACCACUGUCUAACGAGAACAGCGCUAAAAUCUCAGGGCAGUGUUCCACAAGUAUGAGACCGCAAUGCAUAGUGUAGAGAUACAACAUACUACGGAGAAAGCGAGAAGAAGGAGGUUGAGUUACAGGCAAUGACACCACAAGAAGUUUAUAGAGCCGCGGAAGAGGAGCUUCCGAACGGGAUCAAGCCUCCUGAGUAAACACAUGCAAGGUAACACAGAAGAACCUCAAGGAACCAGUGACAAUUCUGUAGAAGAAAUUAUCUACUGCAACAGUCAAGUCCUCCCAGGGUACCACGGUUAAAAAAAAAGAACAAGUCGGACGGGAGCUACGUACGAGUACGUAGUACGGCUUUGUAUUUGUGGAAAACACAAGCGCUUCAGAUCUUGCGACAACAGAAUAAAUAAUAGAAAUUCGAAUCAAUCGAGAUUGUUAAAGGAAGACUUCCCAGCCAAAUGGAUUUCAAGCUUGCUGUAUUCCCACAAUCAUUUACACGAACAGAACACAGUUGUGAAAUAUGAAACUUGAAAACGAAGGGGGAAUCAUGAAAGUGACUUGAAAUAUGGAAAAGCUUGGCUUCGACCACCGAGCGCCGAUGGAAGUACUGCUUGCGACAUACUUGUUUGAUAUCUCCAGCCCCCGUAAAAGCGGGUUACCGAACCAAGUUGCUGUGCUACCAUCGCCUUCGCUUCACUUCCGUUCUUCUGGUGGCGGCGGGCACGGUGUAAGAUAAAGAUAAGAGGUGAUGACACCCACGCCAGCGGAGCGUCCAGAUAAUGUUCGCUUUCCAGGCCCCCUGGCCUGAUCGCCAUCUCUCGGCGCGCAGUAGAACUGACAGGACCGCCAAAGGUUACCUAUGCCUUUCCCGGCGUUGCAAGCGAAUGUCUUGUGCUCUUGGCUUCGGCAGCUAUGCGCACCGUGCAGCUAUGCAGCUGCGCGCAUGUGCGGCAGCUUGUGCGCCGUCAGAUGGCGAUCAGGCGAGGGGGCCUGGAAAGCGAACAUUAUCUGGACGCCGCCUUCGCAUGGCGAGACAAGAGAGUGUCAUCACCUCUUAUCUUUAUCUUACACCGUGGCGGCGGGGCUGCGCAGCGCCACCAGACGGGAGAGAUGGCGAUCCGAUUACCGCGCGUCGUCUGCUAGCUCCAAAUGCGUCGACGGGGCAGCGCUUUCCUCGGAAUGCGGAGUGGGAUGGGGAUUUCUGUUUUCUGUUGUUCCUUUUUACUGUUUUUGAAACUUAAGUACACCGAGAUUAGGCCACGUUUGAGCAGUUCCUGCGGUCGUCAGGACUCUUUGUGAAAGGUGUCACAGUAAUGCAAGGGACCACGGCUGCUCCGUGAAACUGGCACAAGAGAGUGAUUACCUCAUUUUAUUUACUGGUGUUAUGUGAAGCAAGCAAGCCUCGCUUGCUGGCUAGGAUACAAAAAAUAUACAAAAUGAAGGAAAGAAACGCUCUGGAACACAGGACCUCAGUAACGCGUUGGUGCCCCUCCGCUCUCAAUGACUGUGUUCAUUCGCCUGGGCAGGGAAGCGUAGAGGUUGUCCAUCAGCGUUGAGUCACGCUGCAGGGACUCCCACUCUCUUUCCACGGCUUCCCACAACUCCUGCGAGCUUCGCAUGACUUUCCGUCUUGCAGCCAUACGGUACUUCAUGAUGCCCCAGAUGUUCUCAAUUAUAUUGAGAUCGGGACUGUGAGGGGGCCAGUUAAGCUGAAUCCCACACUCCUCCUGUUGUCGCUGGGCCAUGUAAGUCUACUUUCACUGUUGCUGUAAACAGUUGUAAAUAAACGUUGUUGUCGAGUGUCGUUGAAGUACGUCUCCGGCCAAGUUUUCGGACAAAACCAUCGCCAUGUAUCGGCAACCGUCCAGCAGUGGGAAGCAGAGGAGAAGAACCGAGGUGUAGAAACCUCCUUUACUGGCGCAGUCGAUAGAGUCCCCUGCGUGGACAAGAGCAGCAGCAACCGCAUUCAUGCAACAAGGCAAGGCACGGGUAACAGCAACCAAGAUACCAAGGCGGCCAGGGAACGACGGACCGUGAAAACCAAGUCGGAAGAAACCGCGACGGACAGCGGAGCAAAGGCGUAGCUGCAACGGACCGCAGUAAGUCCUACCGACGACGUUAACGCGGCACCAUUUCGAUAUACCGCGACGGACAGCGGAAUCGGAAGAUCUGCGACGGACAGCAGCGAGACGUUACCGGCCCAACCUUCAGCAACUCCCAAGCUCCGGGUGCACCACGACGGACUCUGGAAGAAGAGCUGCGACGGACAGCAGCGAGACAGCAUAGCCUACGGCAUCUUCAAAGUGACGGGUACACUGCGACGGACAGCGGCGAAACGGCAUAGCCUACGGCAUCUUCAAAGGGCCGGGUACACUGCGACGGACCGCGGAAGAAGAGCUGCGGGGGACAGCAGCGAAACAACGUAGCCUGCGGCAUCUUCAAAGGAUCGGGGACACCGCGACGGACUGCGGCCUGCCCAGGGAAGGCGACGGACAGCAGUACAGCGACGACGUCUAGCGUCGGGCAGUCAGGCGAGGCACCUUCGUAGCAUCAGCGCUUGCAGCAUCCUGUGAGGAACCCGAAGUGAAUUGUGCGGUGAACCGUGAACGAUCAUCUGUGUAAAGUCAGCGUUGGAUAAUAUUCACCAGGUAGGAGAUUAUCCGCAAUUCCUCGGGGUCCAUUUUGGCUAGGAGCAUCGAUAGCUGUAGGACGCGUAUGACCACGCGUAGUGGCGCGAAUUAUAAAGUUGACUGUAGUUCGUUUUGGUCUGUUAACAUGGCGUCAAGCCAGAAUAACGAACAGUCUGACAGACAGGAAGACACGUCAGGGCGGAGCGAUCUUACGGAACUCGCACUUGAGCGCUUGAGGCUGGAAAUAGAGUUGGAAAAGGAAAAGUCACGCCGGAUUGAACUAGAAAUAUCGCGAGCGAACAGUGAAAAGUCGUCCAGAAGCUCGUCGCCCCCACCAGCAUCUCGAGAAGACACCCUCGAGUGCUAUGCAAAGAAGCUAAGGAGCGUACUCCUGCCAUUGCCUGCCGAUUUAGAAGUGCCGGUAUGGUUCGAAGGGAUAGAGGGCAUCUUUCGAUCGUAUAAAGUCCCGACUGAAAUUCAAAGCCACCUCGUGCUACCUCUAGUCACCAAACGGGUAAAACAUCUAUAUUCUAAACUGACGACAGAUGAGCUUGACAAAUACGACGCGGUGAAGGAUGCAGUGUUGAAGGAACUUAGGCUAGCGCCGGCAGAGUACAGGAAGCAGUUCCUGAGCGCGGUCAAAUCAAAAGACGAGGGGUGGUCCCAUUUUGCCUCACGGAUGAAAAGCUACCUUAUGUAUUACGCGAAGGCGCGUGAUGUGGACAACUUUGACGACCUGGUUGAAUUAUUGGCGGCCGACCAACUCAAAACCGUCAUUAGUCCCGCGGCCUGCGAAUACAUAAAAAUCCAGGAGGGUAGCGGCUGGACAAAAACGUCGGAAAUUGCGGAAAUGAUGGACGCAUUUGAGGAGGCUAGAGGCAUCGGCGCAGCAGGUAGGGAGCGUUUGUCGCAAACCGUGAAUUCCUACCGCCCUCCUCAACGGGUUGAGAGAACGGGAAACGCAUCCACGAAAGACACGCGAGGAAAAAUACUGAAAGGACAGGACGGUCGGGGUCAGAGUCGCAUUAAGUGCUUCGUAUGUAGCGGCCCACACUUCGCGCGAGAUUGCACGCUGAGGCAGAAACAGACAGGUGGAAGGCACGUGCAGGCAUCAAUAAACGCCACCACAAUGAUACCAGCGGAUCAAGGCCGCACUCCUACAACGGCCGACACGGCGAACAGCACACUCGAGUGCAGAGCUAAUUGCGCGACAACAAAGGGAAUAGCGCAGGUAUCCGCGUUACAAGUCGUGGAGUUACGUAGCGGUCCCACAACAAUACAAGCUAUUGUAGAUACCGGGGCAGAAGUGACAGUUAUGCGACCCAGUUUGUUUCCCGAAGAAUCCGCAGAGGCGACCGGCACGGUAACACUAGUGUCUGCCUUCGGGCAAAAAGUGAAGGCGAAAUUGGGAACACUCUCCCUUAGUCUGGCUGGGGACGGAGAGGAAAGAGGGGCAGAUAAGUCGGCAUACCCCAGAGGGAACAAUGCUUUCCUACGGAUGUCCCAUGGAAAACCUGAGGUGGAGAUCCGGACGUCCACAGGAUAUGACCAUUUUGGGGAGUUGACGUGUACAGGAUGUCCUGCGGAGCUCCGCGUGGCCGCAGUUUUGGUAUCCUGUGGAAGUCCUACUAUGAUCCUCAGAGGUCAUAGCAGGGACAUGUAUGGGACUGUUACAGCACAUGCACCCACAGCUGUUUUAGCAAGAUUAUCAGCCUUAACAGAGACAUAUUCAAAUUUUUUUAUUGCAAUUUAAUGUAACAGCAUGUAACAUGGAAAAACACCGUAGGGACUAAGGACAAUAUCUUUUUAAACGCUACAAAUGCAGAUAUUCAUGCAGUAGAAUGCAGUGUUCAUUUUCAAUGUUUACCAGGCUCACAAAUUCUUCAAAGCACAAAAGUCGCUACUUACUUUAUAGAACAUUAUAUAUCUGCACAACAUACUUGUGCAAUUAAAAGGCGAAACCCCACAAAAAAGUACAGGCACUCGUCAUAUAUGACAGUCGAGAUCAGUGCACGUUUGUGCAUUAAAAAAAUAAAUAAAAGCUCACUGUAUCACAGUCAAGCUAGCGAACGGCACACUUUGCAGCUUCUGGACUUAUGAGUAAAAUUCUUAACAAUACAAAAGCGGCCACUCAUAAUAUCACAGUCAAGAUAUGUGCACAGCAUCUGUGCACUGAAAAAAUGAAAAAGUACGACUUAUGAGUUUAGGACUUUCAAAAAUUUUUCGCAGUACAAAACCAUGUGCACAUUAUAUCACAGUCAAGAUAUAUGCACGUCAUUCUUGUGCAAUUAAAAAAGUAAAAAUUGAUGGUACAGCCUAACCACUUGGCAGUUCUAAAAUUCUUUACACUACAAGAGUCACAGAAAGUUAACGAAGAGGUAGUAAUAUGCACAGAAAUGAGUAUCACAAAAAUAGCAAUAUUUCUAGAAAACUGAAAACUUUUACAUGUGUUACAUGCUGUAAAAGUCAGAUCUAAUGACCACGUAGCCCGUUGCUACUGCAAACAAUUUAUAUUUGGCUAACGUGUUCAUUUAGCAGAGUUAAACUGCUCUUACAAGCAGACUGUUAAUGUAGGCAGGAAAAACGCAUAGUCACCCUUUUUAGAGAAAGACACACAAACAGUUUGUCUUUUAAUUAAACAUAAGCAGGCAAACUACACAGGCACUAUGGAUGCCGGUUUUGCACAUGAUAUACAGGACAGUCCUCAACCAUGAUAACUAUUCACAAUAAGAAAUAUAGGCAAUG